AUGGCACAAUCACCUUGCACUGGACGUGCACUGCUAUGCAUUUGCCUGCUCGCCUCCUCUUGGGGCACUUUCGGUGCGACAGUCAUCACCGGCGGCCCACCUCUGCCUUCCUCCAUUCAAGGCCAACUGACCAGACCGACGACUGCUGGCCAAUCAGGACUGAGUCCCAUCAUUCUCGUGCCUGGCGAUGGUGGCAGUCAGAUUGAAGCAAAGCUGAACAAGGACGAUGUGCCGCACUACUUUUGCGAUCGAAGUACUGAUUUUUUCAGUCUGUGGCUCAAUCUGGAGCUACUGGUACCCUUUGUGAUCGACUGCUGGGUAGACAAUAUGAAGCUCAUCUACGACAAUGUGACGCGAACGACGCGCAACAACGACGGCGUGGCCAUUCAGAUUCCCGGCUUUGGCAACACCACUUCGGUGGAGUACGUCGACUCCAGUCGGCUGCCCAUCUCCGGGUACUUCAACAUCAUGGCCGACCAGCUGGUGAAGAUGGGCUACCAGCGAGGAGUUGACCUGAGAGGUGCUCCUUACGACUUUCGAAAGGCGCCAAAUGAACUAGGCGACUACAUGAAGCAGGUGAAGGCGCUCAUCGAGGAGACCUACCAGACCAACAAGGGACGCAAGGUGGUACUCCUCUGCCACUCAAUGGGCUGCUCUCUGAUGCUGUACCUGCUGAACCGACAGCCCCAGCAGUGGAAGGAUCAGUACGUCAAGUCGCUCUUUACACUGGCCGGGCCCUGGGGUGGUGCUGUGAAGUCGGUGAAGGCAUUCGCCUCCGGGGACAACUUUGGCGUCAUCGUCGUGCCCACCCUGACCAUUCGCGAUGACGAGCGCACCUUUCCCAGUCUGGCGUACCUCCUGCCCAGUGACAAUGUCUUCGCCUCUGAGAAGGUGGUCGUGCAGACGGAGCACAAGCAGUACACGGUGGGCAACUACGGCGACCUCUUCAAGGACAUCAACUACCAGGUGGGCUACAACAUGUGGGUGGAUGUGAGGAAUCUGACGUACGACCUGACGCCGCCCGGGGUCGAGGUGUACUGCGUCCACGGCACCGGUCUGGACACCAUGGACAAGCUGAUCUACGAGAAGAACCGAUUUCCCGAUGAGCAGCCUGAUAAGAUUGAGUACGCUGAUGGAGAUGGCACCGUCAAUGUAGAGAGUCUGCAGGCCUGCAGUCGGUGGAAGGGACAACAGUCUCAACCGGUGCACUACAUGCCCGUCAAAGGCCUGGAUCACAUGCAGGUGCUCUACGACCUCAAGAUCAUGCAGAACUUGCUCGACCACGCCGCUACGUAA
This is a messenger RNA of Rhagoletis zephyria (snowberry fruit fly), 1296 nucleotides long. The record is from RefSeq and is a predicted model, not a curated record. NCBI's taxonomy places the organism in Eukaryota, Metazoa, Arthropoda, Insecta, Diptera, Tephritidae.